AUGUCCGACUCAAUCGAGCCGGAUUGGCCCAAUUUGGCUUCCGGCGCCUCUCUUUCAUUUCUGUCAUACAAACCUCACUGCAACCCAAUAAACCCUACCUUCCGAGAUGGGGACUCAAAACCCAAGCGUCGGGGUAUUGAGAGCCCUAAAUAUACCACAAUCGAGCGGAUCGCGAAGCUGAAGAAAGAAUUACGAGUCUUGGACACUGAGUCAUUCUGGAGCGAGCUUAUGGAGCAUACUGCCUCGCUAUGUGAUGCUCAGUAUGCCUUCGUAGCGCGAAGGGCUCAGGAUGAUGAACAGGUCAAAGAAUUUAGUGGACAGAAACAAAUACUUUUUGGUACGGCAUUGUAUUACAACGAUGGAUUCAAAAAUGUUGGAUUGCAGAGAAACCGAUAUUUUGCCGGAGGAAAUCCUUUAUCCCACAUGGAUCUUGAGAAACCGUGCUUGAUUCCGGAGAAAUUGAGUAACUUCAUUUCAUUCGACAGAGACAAGCUCCCAUUCGCUGCAGAGGGUUACCUGGCGAUCCCACUCUUUGCGGGCGCCGAAUGCCUGGCUUAUUUUGGUCUGAUGUGGUCGGAGUCUGGAUUGCAGAAACGCAGCCUCUCAUGGUCUUUCCUCGAGAUGAUACUAUUUUCCUUGGAGGAUUUAGUAGUCCAGCGAAUCAUCGAAGACAACAUGGUUACUGGUAUAAACCGACCAAAUGAGGUUGCAAAUGACCUCGCUACCAGUCAGGACGUGAUUCAUGAUACGGCAACCGUCUCGCAUGGUGGUACCGAGUUUUCUUCCCAACAUCUGAAACCCUUCGCGCGCAGCUUAUCUCACGAGCUUAGAACCCCAAUGCAAGGCAUUGUCGGAAUGUUGGAUGUUAUGCAUGCCACUGUCCGUGAAGCAAUCCAAGGCAAGCCCUCGCCAAGAGCUGCGUUUGUCUUCCAGUCACUCAAGGAGAGUAUUGAAAUGGUUCAAGAUAGUGCAAGACGUGCCGUGGAAGCGGCGGAUAACGUCGUCCAUGCUUAUGACCUCAAUAUGCAAGUUCCCAAGACACCGCAGUGCGAACAGGAGAAUGAAUUGUUUAGCGGCGCUGUCAAGUCUCCAGUAACUGCUUCAGACAGUCGACCGAACCUUUUUAUCGAGGGGAGCAAUAUAACAGUUAAUCCUUACAAACGCCGGCGGAGUAAUCCUUCGGAUUGGAUGACUCCCAAACAUAAAAUCCCUCGAGUUUCUUCGGCAAAGGAGCUUUCCCCUCGCACCGAAGAAGUCAAGAAUGCGAUUCAUGAGAGUGACAAAAUAUUUAACGACUCCACCCCUGCCCAUCAAAUCGAGGCGGUAAUGGCUAAUAUGGUAAACCCUCGUCCUUCACUGGCUGUUCGGCGAUCGGCACCGCAUCUUUUGCUAGAAGGCAUCAACAUCAAUAUCAAAGGCCCUGCCCUGCGGUUCACGAAACUUCGUGAUCUACUUCGAUUAGUGAUCAAUGAAUCGUUACAUGUCGGUGGAAGACCCGACCUUGUGGUUAGCAAAGAGGCUGAGUUGGGCGAGACAAUCGAGGUCCGCUCGCGCUCUUCCAAUGGAGAAGUCUUCUCUAAAACGAUCGACUGGUCGGUGGAUCCUAGAGUUCCAGAUACCCUUCUGGUGGAUGACAGGGAUUUGGCUAAACUGAUAUCCUGUGUCUUUCUGAAUGCUGUCAAAUUCACUAAUAGUGGCACGAUCACCGUCAAGGCUACACUCAGUACAAAAGCCAACGAUAUUUUGAUUACCAUCCAGGACACCGGGCCAGGUAUUCCCCGAGCUUUCUUGCCCAAUUUGUUCAAGCCUUUCACCCGAGAAGACACAUCAACCACUCGGAGUAAAGAUGGACUUGGUCUAGGACUCCUUGUGGCAAAGGGUUUGUCGAGGAAAAUGGGUGGAGAUCUCGCUUGCGUCCGUUCCUCAACUUCAGGUCCUAACCGUGGCUCUGAAUUCGAGAUUAGAGUUCCCAUAAAUCAGAACGAGUCUGCUCGUCAAAGCGCUUCCUCAGCAAAGUUGUUAACUCCUCCCCACAUGAAGGACUCAUCAAGGGCGAGUAGCGCAAGCCUUACCACUCCAGACCCUUCCAUUCUAUCUCCAUCUCUACCACCUGCGCAGCCACCAGUCCAAGAACCAUCUCCGGGCCUUACAGACGACACACUAUCACGCGCCCCAACCCCUGUGCGCUCUAUGCCUAAUGCAAGGACCUUUAGAGGCUCUAUCAACGGGGAUGGUUAUGAUAGCAAACUUGGAGAAAAGUACCCUCUCACUUUCCUGGUAGCAGAAGACAAUAAGAUUAAUCGACGGGUACUGGUCCAUAUGCUCAAAAGGCUUGGCUAUCAGGAGGUUUAUGAAGCCUGUAAUGGAAAAGAGGCCGUACAGACAAUGCAGGAUAUCCUCGAAUCCCAGACUUCGGUAAAUGCGACAAGCAACUCUCAGAAGUCCAUUGAUCCCCAUAACGGCUCGGAUGAUUUCCUCAUCCCUGCGCCACCCAGUCAUCAGAAGAGGUUAAAACCUGUGGAUGUUAUCCUGAUGGAUCUCUGGAUGCCAGAAAUGGAUGGGUACGAAGCUACGUCGAAAAUUCUUCAACUGGUCGAUGAAUACCGGGAUCAAUUGCCGUCUAGUUCCCUACCCGUCCGUCAGGGUCAAUCUUUACCAUCCCAUUCUGUCGAACCAAAUGGAAUUCGGCCCCAGCCACCUACUGUCCUUGCCGUCAGCGCGGACGUUACAGACGAGGCGCUGAGCCGUGCCGCAAAAGUUGGCAUCAAGGGUUACAUGACCAAACCAUAUAAACUCAUGGAUCUGGAGCGGCUUAUCACGGGAUUCUGCAGCGACACCGCGAGACAUUUCAAUGAUUCUACGAAUAUAUGA
Molecule: messenger RNA, 2871 nt
Organism: Aspergillus ochraceoroseus IBT 24754
Lineage: Eukaryota; Fungi; Ascomycota; Eurotiomycetes; Eurotiales; Aspergillaceae
Exons: 2
Coding region: 1-2871 (956 amino acids)
Biological process (GO): protein autophosphorylation; phosphorelay signal transduction system
Molecular function (GO): histidine phosphotransfer kinase activity; phosphorelay sensor kinase activity
Source: RefSeq, a predicted model, not a curated record